GAAGAGGAACAAGACCCAGAAGACAAGACGAGAGCAGAGAGCGGUCUGUCCACAGCUGGAAUCCUCUCCUCUCCUCUCCUCUCCGCUCCGUCCGGCACGAAACACAGCUGCAACACAUCAGCACUGAAGGAUUUCGACGCAUCAUCUGGAUUCGUUGGGGGCAGACGGGCAGUGGAUUCCCCUCAAAGGCAAGAGGCCAUUUCCUCCUACACUCCAGGGUGUGUUGAACAUGAGAACCUGAAUAUUGAGAUUCUCAAGGACCAAUUUGAUAAUCCACAAACAGUCUUCCAGAAGUGACUGAAACCACGAGCUCGCCUUGCCACAAGGACGCUAGAAAAGAACCAUGAAUAAAAAUGCUACAAAUCAAUUCAACAAUGUCCACCAAAGCCCAACGGUCUCCCAAGCUCCGGGCCAACAGUUGGGCACGCCUUGUGCCAGCAGCAGCCCUUCCUCAGUGCUCAGCAAUGCAAGAAUGAGCUCUGGAGCCAUUCGGAACAUGCCCAGCCCGGGUACUUACAUUCAGAUCCCAGUAAACUCUGAGGUCCGAUGUGUUAACACUGCCUCCUUGCCUCUCGCGGUUCAGCAGAAGAUCUUUGGCGGAUCACGUGGCCUCCCCAAGGUUGCUGAGAGCAACAGGCUGACAACAGCAAUUUACAUCUGCCCUGUGUUGCAAAUAAAGGCUGCUGACCACAAGCACCUAUUCCCUCUGGCUUCCCCACGUAAGAGCACAAUGUCAGCCACUGAUCCAGUUCAGACAGCUGAAUCCGCUUCCCCUGAGACCAAAGAGCCCAGCAAACCUCCUCCUGUGCGGACAUCUGACCCCAAAGUGAACAGGGUGGGGAGGGAAGGUGCCAUCACUCCCACACCAGUUUCUGUGAAAUUCUGCAACAAUCUGGCCUCUCAGGUGUUGAAGAAAUUUGUGAAGCAACAAGCGAAUGGGGGCAGCGUUGAGAACCUCCUGCAGGCUUGCUCCAGCCUUCCAAUGGAGAUCAAGAGUGCCCAUACUUCUUUCAAGGAGAAUGCGUUGCUGCUCUACAACAGCCAACUCUACUUCUUGGCCCAAAAAAGCGUUGAUCUUCCAACUGUUUCUGAAAAAAGGUCAUCGCCAGUGAUGGCCUCAGCACAGCCCCCACAGCGGCUGCCAAACAUCCCAACCUCAUGCACAACCACAAAGCAGAAUGCAGGCAGCCAACCGCCUGAUGGACACCACAAACCUACCAUCAAGAGGAAAGUCUCUUUAAAAUAUCCCGAAUCUGGCACAAAAGCUGAAACUUCAUUCAUUCACCAGGACAGAAUGAAGAAGGACGUUCAAGACUUGGGUCAGAAUGGAUUGGACCUGACCCACAAGGUUGCGAAGCCGUUACCUAAACCUACAGCAGCAAGUUGUAUGACAUAUAAAUGUACAGAAGAUGAACGCUUAUUGUUACAAGCCGGGAUCAAUUCUGAUGUUCGAAUUCUCCUCCAUAGAAUACACAUGAAGCAUGUACCAGAGGAGUCAGGAAAACAUCCAAAAGUUUCCGUAAAGCAUGUUUCAGAAAUUCGAGCAGCUACUAUUUCAGCAUCUUCCAAACAGCCUGACUCAGUGGGAUUGGAGUGCUGCCCAGUGCAUGCUGAAGAUUGUGGCCCAGCAGAAUAUGCAGGAUACCCAGAGCAAUGCAAGGAAACUAACCCAGUAAAACUGACAGAAUGCCCACAGCUCUUCAACAAAUCUGAUCCCAUCAAAGUUCCACAAUCCUCUGAGCUCUUUGAGGAAUGUGGCUCAAUGGAAUCAGAAAGAUGCCCAGAGCUCCCCAAGGAAUCCAACCUAUUGGCAGGAUCCCCAGAGUUUCUCAAAGAACCUGACCCAAUAAAAUUGGUAGAAUGCCCAAAUCUCCCUGAGGAGUGCGGAAGAUAUCCAGACCUCUCUGUGAAGACUGACCCGGUGAAAUUGUUGGAAUUAAAGAUCUCCACACAGCCUGAUCCGGUGCCAGGAGGAUUGGAAGGAUGUCCAGAGCUCCCUAAGUUCGAGUUUGAAGACUGCUCCAUACAACCUACUCCAGUACAUUUGGAAAACUGUUCACCAAUUGCUUCCAGUCCCAAAGAGGAAACCUUUUGUACAUUUGAAAGGAAGAGAAAAGAGGUUGCAACAGAAGAGACUGAGACUUCAGAUCACGUCACUUCAGAUACAAACUCUCAAUCAAUGAACACCAAGAGGAGAAAAAACGAUGAAGGAAAUGUUCAUUGUGAAAAUCUGGUUGAAUCGUGUGAAAUGGAAUCUUCUAAUGAGUUUAAGACUGGAGCUUCCAUGAUGACUCACAUUGGGAACUCAGUGGCAACAUCUCCAGACUGUCUGGAGGUUUUAUCCUCUCUCGAACUGAGCGACGUUGCAGAAGAGAACACACCCAGCUUUAUUCAUAAACUAGACAUGCCCGGGAUGGAAGCCAGUCAGGAUCUCACACUUUCCAACCCACUGGAAGUUGAUGAAACGGUGCGGGACGAAAAGAUAAACCGGCUCAAGGAAAUGUUGAAAGAAAAGCAAAUGGCCCUGGAGGAGAUGCGCAGGAAGACUUUAAACACCCUCUCCCAUUUGUCCGAAUGAUAUCCUUCACUCACACACACUGUAGACCAGAGUGAACUAACUGCACAAGCAACAAACACCAAUGGUCUAGAUUCAGUGUCACAGACGUAUACGGAUACUCAUGAAUUCUGAUAUUGGUGGUGGUGAAGACGGCAAUGCCCCUUGGCAUUGUGAUAACUUUAACUCAUUCAUCCACACCCUUUCUCCCUCUCCCCCCAUCCCCCCCCACAUUCGUGCCCUACCCCUUCAGUCAGGCCCCACCUCCACCGUCGUAUCCCACCCCCAAGUCAGGCCCCUUGAAUUAUAAAUUCUACAGUUGUGAAUAGUCGCUUUAUUUUUUAAAAAAAAUGUUUCUAACUUGUUUUUUGCAAUUCUAAGAUUUGCAUUGUAUUUUGCUAUAAGUAUAAAGGACUGAGGUAGAUGCGUUAGACAGAAACUCUUUCCCCACUGAAAAUACUGUUUACUAUUUAUUGUUUAAUGUUAAAACCUUUAAAACCAAUAUGUUGUAUGACAAUAAGAUGGUAAGUUUUCUGUGUCCUUCAUCUUUGAAAAAAACAUUAGAAUUAAAAUGGUUAGAAUUGAAAUAUUAUGCAUAUAAAAUAAUUGGCUAUUUUCCACAAACAUUGAACUGAAAGCUACAAUGUGUAUCAUCUUCUUGCUGUUAGUGUUUCCUUUACUCACCAGUGAAUUGGCUGAUGUGGCCAGGGAUCGGGGGCUUGAUAAGCAACCUCUUGUGAAACAGGGAGAAGAGAAAGAACCUUGUGUGAGGCUGUGGGUAGCACAGUGAAAUGGCUGUCAGCACUGAGCCCAGGAAGGGUGCUGCAAGCCUUCAUGAGCUGCUUGGAGACAGAUUUGCACUGUUAUGCGUUUUGCUGGAAUCUGCAAUGAAUUGAGAGCUAGUGUCAAUAAAUCAUAAUUUCCAAGA
This is a messenger RNA of Callorhinchus milii (elephant shark), 3482 nucleotides long. RefSeq lists its product as uncharacterized. The transcript has 4 exons. Gene Ontology annotation, molecular function: nuclear retinoic acid receptor binding. NCBI's taxonomy places the organism in Eukaryota, Metazoa, Chordata, Chondrichthyes, Chimaeriformes, Callorhinchidae. Gene Ontology annotation, biological process: regulation of DNA-templated transcription. The record is from RefSeq and is a predicted model, not a curated record. The coding region runs from base 344 to 2578 and encodes 744 amino acids.